This is a messenger RNA of Brachypodium distachyon (stiff brome), 730 nucleotides long. Its product is annotated as probable non-specific lipid-transfer protein 2. The transcript has a single exon. The coding region runs from base 77 to 355 and encodes 92 amino acids. NCBI's taxonomy places the organism in Eukaryota, Viridiplantae, Streptophyta, Magnoliopsida, Poales, Poaceae. The record is from RefSeq and is a predicted model, not a curated record. Gene Ontology annotation, biological process: lipid transport.
CACUCCCGAUAUCCUGAUCUCCACUAGCUCGAACACGCCUCGCUAAUUAACUCCGAGCAAACCACGCUAGCAAAGCAUGGGGAGCAGCAAGGCCGUCGUCUGUGCGCUGGCGUUCGUUCUGCUGCUGGCCGCGGAGACGGCGGCGGGGGCAUCGUGCGACGCGACGGCGCUGAGCCCGUGCGUGGGCGCCAUCAUGCUGGGCGGGGCCGUGACGCCGGGCUGCUGCGCCAGGCUCAAGGCCCAGCAAGGGUGCCUGUGCCAGUACGCGCGUAACCCGUCCUACGCCGGCUACGUCGGCAGCCCGAGGGCGCAGGGCGUCGUCCAGGCGUGCGGCCUCCCCAAACCCAAGUGCUGAACAAUCGAUCGCCCGGCCGGCAAUCCGGCAUGGGCGCGGCACGGCCGGGCGUACGGACGGACGUGUUCACGAUGCCAUGUGCGUACGUACCGGUCGGUGGUCUCUACGUAUUUGUAAUGUAUAAUACGCGGUCGACGCCGUCGAGCUAGCUCGAGCUAGAGCCAGUACACGUAUGUGUAGCACGUGCGUGUGUGUACGUUUGGGCUGGCUGGCUGACUGAGGGUCGAUCUAAAUAAACGUGUGGUUGCUAGCAGGCGCAUAUAGCACGUGCGUAUGCCAUACAUGUGUACGUUUUAAUGUUCUACUACUGUCAGGAAUGAAUAAAUUUUCUGGAGCAACUAGCCACGCUACGUGCUCUUUGUUGUUUGUGCUUCA